CCCUCGUCUCCCCGCGCCUGUGGGGACCCUAACCCUACGCCUGUGUCCGGAGGAGGCCGGCGUCCAGCAGAUGCACGCGGCACCAUGGCCCGGAGCAGGGCACUGCUGUUCCUAUUGCUGUUGCCACCGCAGCUGGGACUGCUGAGCUCGGUCAGGUCUCCAGGGUUUGGCCGAAGUGGUGCCCACAGCCUGAGCCCUGAAGAGAACGAAUUCAUGGAGGAGCCAGUGUUGGUCCUGAGCCCCGAGGAGCCAGGGCCCGGUCCUGCUACCAUCAACUGCCCCCGAGACUGUGCCUGCUCCCAAGAAGGUGUUGUGGACUGUGGUGGCAUCGACCUGCGCGAGUUCCCAGGGGACCUGCCCGAGCACACCAACCAUCUGUCUCUGCAGAACAACCAGCUGGAGAAGAUCUACCCCCAGGAGCUUUCCAGGCUGCAUCGGCUGGAAACUCUGAACCUCCAGAACAACCGCCUGACUUCCCGAGGGCUCCCGGAGGAGGCAUUUGAGCAUCUGACCAACCUCAAUUACCUGUAUUUGGCCAAUAACAAGCUGACCCUGGCACCCCGGUUCCUGCCAAACACCCUGAUCAGCGUGGACUUUGCCGCCAACUAUCUCACCAAGAUCUAUGGGCUCACCUUUGGCCAGAAGCCAAACUUGAGGUCCGUGUACCUGCACAACAACAAGCUGGCGGACGCCGGGCUGCCCGACCACAUGUUCAACGGCUCCAGCAAUGUCGAGAUCCUCAUUCUGUCCAGCAACUUCCUGCGCCACGUGCCCAAGCACCUGCCACGUGCCCUCUACAAGCUGCACCUCAAGAACAACAAGCUGGAGAAGAUCCCACCAGGUGCCUUCAGUGAGCUGAGCAACCUGCGUGAACUGUACCUGCAGAACAAUUACCUGACUGAUGAGGGUCUGGACAACGAAACCUUCUGGAAGCUGUCCAGCCUGGAGUACCUCGAUCUGUCCAGCAACAACCUGUCACGGGUGCCGGCGGGGCUGCCGCGCAGCCUGGUGCUCUUGCACCUGGAGAAGAACGCCAUCCGCAGCGUGGACGCAGACGUGCUGACGCCCAUCCGCAGCCUCGAGUACCUGCUGCUGCACAGCAACCAGCUGCACGCGCGCGGCAUCCACCCGCGGGCCUUCCAGGGCCUGAAGCGGCUGCACACGGUGCACCUGUACAACAACGCUCUGGAGCGCGUGCCCAGCGGCCUGCCCCGGCGCGUGCGCACUCUCAUGAUCCUGCACAACCAGAUCACCGGCAUCGGCCGCGACGACUUCGCCACCACCUACUUCCUGGAGGAGCUCAACCUCAGCUACAACCGCAUCACCAGCCCGCAGGUGCACCGGGAUGCCUUCCGCAAGCUGCGCCUGCUGCGCUCGCUGGACCUGUCCGGUAACCGGCUGCACACCUUGCCACCCGGGCUGCCGCGGAACGUGCAUGUUCUCAAGGUCAAGCGCAAUGAACUGGCGGCCCUGGCGCGCGGAGCGCUGGCCGGCAUGGCCCAGCUGCGUGAGCUCUACCUCACCGGCAACCGGCUGCGCAGCCGCGCCCUGGGCCCCCGCGCAUGGGCCGACCUUGCCCACCUCCAGCUGCUGGAUAUCGCUGGGAAUCAGCUCACAGAGAUCCCUGAGGGCCUCCCGGAGUCACUCGAGUACCUAUACCUGCAGAACAACAAGAUUAGCACUGUGCCUGCCAGUGCCUUCGACUCCACGCCCAACCUCAAAGGCAUCUUUCUCAGGUUUAACAAGCUGGCUGUGGGCUCCGUGAUGGAAAGUGCCUUCCGGAGGCUGAAGCACCUGCAGGUCUUGGACAUAGAAGGCAACUUUGAGUUUGGUGACGUUUCCAAGGACCGAGGCCAGUUGGAGGAAGAGGAUGAGGAAGAUGAGGAGGAUGAGGAUGAGGAGGAUGAGGAAAGUCGAUAGUGGCAGGGUGAACCGGAUUUGACAUAGGACAACGGACCGCCAGACCCCUUUCUGCAACAGGUACCUGUGCCCUGUGAGCCCCACUCUGCCAUGCUCACAGACACACCCAGGGCCGCCCUCACCAGCCACCCCACACCCCACCGCCACAACACAGGCUGGACACACAGUCUCCCACUCCCCCUUGCUCCUGUAGCACCCCACGGCCAGACACAUGCAGGCAACAUGACACACCCACACACUGCUGGCUGCACGGAGUGAGCCCACCAUCCAGUCCCAUUCUCCAUCCCACGCCCUCCAUCACCAUCAUGCCCUUGGACUCCUGUAGACUCAGGGAAGGGUCUGACCCUGCCCUGGCACUCACGGGUGCCUGCUCCCCUUGCCUUGGACCCCCCAUGUGCGUGUGCGCACUCACGCGCCCACACACACACACACACACACAAAGUCACAUGAAAACAACCCUCUAUGGCCUAUGCCACCGACAUAUCUUGCCCCAGCCAGAACUGGCCAGAACAGCCUGCUACCAGCUCAUCUGCCUGUUCGUCCGUCCACUGGAGAAGACAGAGUAAUCUUGGUGCUCUCUGUGGCCAGGUGCCUGCCACCCUCUGGAACUCACAGAAGCUGAUUUUUGUUCCUUUCCCUCCCUUUGGGGACAGAAACCUUUGGGACAGCUGCCCUGACUCCCAGCUGCCCAGGCAGCCUCUCCCUGCCCGGCCCUGGCCGGCCACAGGCACAUCUGUGAUGGAAACCCCAGUAAGGCCAGAGGGAAAAUCUCCUGGGAUUGCUGGGGCUGUGGGCACGAGUGAGGCGGAGGGGCAGGGCCAGGCAAGGAGGAAGGGCCCAGCUGCCCUGAUGACACACCUUUUUUAUUCUUUGGGCCUGCGGAAUGUUCUGGGUGCCUUGGGAUUUUUAACUCUUUUUUAAGAAAAAAAAUGAUAAAAAAACAAAACUGAUUUUUCUUGUUACAGAAAAACUAAUA
Messenger RNA from Hyaena hyaena (striped hyena), 2896 nucleotides. RefSeq names its product podocan (gene PODN). Gene Ontology annotation, molecular function: protein binding. Lineage: Eukaryota; Metazoa; Chordata; Mammalia; Carnivora; Hyaenidae. The transcript has 11 exons. Bases 85 to 1920 code for a protein of 611 amino acids. The record is from RefSeq and is a predicted model, not a curated record.